This is a messenger RNA of Sclerotinia trifoliorum, 1972 nucleotides long. NCBI's taxonomy places the organism in Eukaryota, Fungi, Ascomycota, Leotiomycetes, Helotiales, Sclerotiniaceae. The record is from the annotation of a GenBank genome assembly.
CAUCAAAUCGGCAUACAACACGACUGAACAGAGCUUUUCAUGGUUGAAACAAUUAGACUUACUGGUCCAAUACCUAUAUAUCGUUCUCCAAUCAUUCAAUGUAGAGUUAGUUACACGGGACCAUCCAAGUAUAUUUCUUCAGAAAUUUAUUGGCAUUGAUACUAGGCGUUUUGGUGGAGAGCAAACCGCCACAUCAACUUAGUAACGGGUCCAUGACUUCUAUCAAGACGUUAUGGAUUUGAAUAUAACAGAGGUAUACAUCCAUCUUGACAGUUAGCAUAUUCGCUGGCCUCGGAUUAUCCUGCUGUCAAAUCUUGAGCAUACGGAUGACAGAACCAUACAGCCAAUUGGAAGAACCCUAGAUUAGGAAGGUUACUAAAGUUGGCAGCUACAUACUCAGACGAGUAAUCUCGCUCCGCGUGCAACGUUUUGAGGGAGGACUUAUAAAAGCAAAAAUAAACCAGAGAAAUCACUUUGGCAUGAGAUGAAGUAGCUGUCUCUCAUCGAUUCUUGCUCCAUGUGAACAUUCAGAAGAUGCUAGCUUUACAGCCUGUACUGAAACCUUUGUUCGAGAUAAAGCUGAAUAAUUAGCUAUCGACGUUAAGAUGAGUUGAACCACUGAGGCACGGCCAUCCAAACUCAGGAUAGACAUUGAGGAUUGAGUACACACCACAUUUCCUAUCAUGGCCUAGAUUAUCAGUUUUAUAGAUCUUGGAAAGCAACAAGCUGUUUGUCUUACGAGUAUCACGCUCUUGAAAAGCUACUCCAACACUCACAAAGCCCGUUCAAAUUUCAGAUAUGCGAGAGCUUGUUUUCAUCCGAUUUUGAGCAUUACCUUGUGGUACCUAUACGACUAUUUGAUUAAUCCACAAAACAAUCUCCCAUGGGUCACUGGUGGAAUGUGAAUCAGACAGAAACUCAUAUCUCUUUGGUUCAAAUUGAACGUCUCUCAUGCUCGACCACAGCGGCAUCGCAUUAUUAUUUCACGAGCGUUUAUCCAUCAUGCAAUCGUCAUUUUUCACAUACCUGGACAGGAGGUCUUAUCAUUUUUCCGUUGCAAUGACUUUGGUUUUGUUCGUUUUAACUCUGAUGAUGACAUUUUGGGCACCUCCCGCUCUAACUCUCGAUAUGCGAGCCUUCAAAGCUUUGCCAGAAAAUGAAGCAGGCUCUCUCCACGAUUUCUAUUACUUUUACCACUUGAGUUAUUACUCAGAGAACUACGCCAUGGAAUCUGAUGACUUGGCGGACACGAAACAGUUUUCUGCGGCAUCUGGCAACCGAGACUUCUCGAAGCUCAAGAACGACACCUUAAUCCAAUUUCCUCAAGAUCUGAAGAAUCGAUUACAGAGGAGCAGCAGGUCUACAUCUUUGAAUUUCGCGCUUGCCUCGUCUGCUAUUGCCAGUAUUUGCAUCUAUAUCCUGGUCAACUUGGCAAUCAUUAACUGGUGUGCCGAGCUAUGCGUUGCUAUCUUGAGGCGAUCAGGUACAGAAAUGAGAAGAGCAUCUGUAACCCGCAUUAAGUAUCUCAGAAACUUUCUGAAGGAGUGGACUGCAAUUCCAAUCAUGGUGAGAUGUCCCCUUGGAGUGGCAUAUCUUCCAGUCUUUUUGGCCUCUGAAAAAUUUAGGGAAUAGCGAUUCUUUGCUUGAUCAGUAUGAUUUGCAACUUUCUUUGGGAACGGGGGCUUUACGAAGCUUUUACAUCAGCGGAUGAUACAACAGGGAUACAAGCGCAUAGGGGAAGAGCACUUUUGGCGCUGGCGUACGCAAUGUCUUAUACAGGUGGAAUAAAUCUAGCCUGUUGGGGAGUGGUUAUGUGGAGAGCCCGAAACAAGAGGGCAGAUCUAGAAUGGCAGGCCACGCUCCCUAGGGGAAUUGAGCUCCGAAGGAAGGGUUUCGCGCCCAGAUGUUAAUAAUUAUGCCUCGCUUGAUUAGACGUAUAUAUUGUAUUCCAGUUAAUGCACAUUAUGGGAAA